GGACAUAAUCGAAUGGUGCAAAUGAUACAUGAUAUUUGCAUUUAAAGAGAAAAUCGUCUAGCAGUCCGCCAGUAUUUUAGGAUAAAUGUUCACUUUAACGCCCAUCGUUUCAAUUCACACUAGAGGAGGAAGCAAGAAAAUUAAAUGUACAAAGAGAGAUAACCAAUCUGUUUCAUAUUGCUAUUUCCAGGAAGCAGUUGUCUGCGUUGCUCGACAUUACAGAAAGCUAUUUUACAACGAAAAACAGAGAUGUCAUUGAUUGGUAGUGUUAUGAAUCCGCCUAUCCCUUAUAUAGGUAGUAUUCCUGGAGGGAAGUUGACCCCAGGAUUUCAGAUUGUAAUUCAAGGUGUUACUCCUGGCCAUUCUGAGGGCUUUUCCUUCAAUUUAGCGUAUGGAUCAGCUAUUGGAGUACCUCGCUCUGACACUGCUCUGCAUUUCAACCCAAGGUUUACUCAGAAUUGUGUCGUGAGAAAUUCUUACAAAAAUAACAACUGGGCUGGUGAGGAGAGACAAAAUGGAAUGCCAUUCACAAAAAACACUCCUUUUGAAAUUAUUGUCAGUGCAGAUGUUAAUUGUUACAAAAUUUCAGUAAACAAGAAACAUUUUUGUGAUUUUCAACAUAGACUCCCCAUAAAUGGAGUCAGUACAUUUACAGUUGAAGGCACGAUAAAUGUCAGCUCAAUCCAGUUUAUUGCUCCAAAUAUGCCAUCUGUUCCUGCUCCUGCACCAUUCAUGAAUUACCCUCCUAUGCAGCCACCUGUACCAUUAAUUAAUCCUGCAAUGCCGCUGACAACAAUGGUACCAAAUGGACUACACCCUGGUAAAAUGAUCUAUAUCUCUGCCACACCAGUAGCUGCUGAUAGAUUUACAAUUAACUUACAAGAAGGUUCAUACCCAGAUUGUGAUAUUGGAAUGCAUUUUGAUGUGCGCUUUAAUACUGGUUCAGAUAUUAAUCAGAUUGUACGUAAUAGCAAGUCACGUGGUGCAUGGGGACAGGAAGAAAGAUCUAUCCCAUACUUCCCAUUUGCAGGAUAUGUGCCCUUUGAAAUGAUUAUUUUAUGUGAAAAUGGAUGUUUUAAGGUGGCAGUAAAUAACCAGCAUUUCCUGGAAUUUCGACACAGAUUGACACCAUUUACCAGAUUUAACACUCUGAAUAUCAGUGGAAAUGUUACUGUCCAACAAGUCAGAUUCCAGUAAUACCUCAAAUAAGCAACAGUAGAAAAACAAACUGUACAGUAUCAGCAUUUAUUUCUUAUUUUGUAACAAAAUAUGCAGAUCUUAUAUCAGAUUAUAAACAAUCUUCUGUAUUUUUUAAAUAAAAUUAUGAAUAGAACAUAUUUAUUCAUGACACCAUAAAAUAGUUUGUUGUUUUGAAAGUUUUAAUUUCAAGUUUAAAAUUUUCGUAUUUUGAUAUUAAAUAUUGCAAAUGUUUGGAAACAGAUAAUAUUUUUUACCAAACUAUAUUUUGAUAUAGUUUGAAAGUAUAUCAUAUGCAAUUGAAAUGGAAAGAUUGUAAAAUCCAAAAGUUUUUUUUAUUUUAUGAUGCCAAGCUAGCUAGCUUUGUCGUGCUUUUUGUGUCAGCAUGAAGAAUUUUCAUAUUGAUAAACAUUUUAUUUGAUUAUAUUAUUUAUAAAACAUUUUGUGAUUACUGAUGCUUGAUUUUAGCACUUAUUUACUCCUUUGAUUACAUUUGUGUAGAAAAUACUAUGAAAAAACAUUUGAUGACCAAUCAUGAACAUACGUGAUAACUUUAACUGUCUUUUCUUUUUUACAUGGUGAUUUAAUUUUCAUAACACAAUAACUUUUUUCUCUAAAUACCUUUAGACCAAUGACCUUGAACAUUGUUGAAGAUGUUUUGUAAAGAAAAGUAGAAUAAAUAUUAAUUUGACUUACUUUUCAUGCUGUAGUGAUGAUUAGGUAGCUUAUCAGAAGUGGCUGACAGGAACUAUUUUCAUACAACCACAAAUUUACCAGUAUGCAUUUUUAUUAUGUUAUUGUUAUCUUCUUUGUUCCUCUGUAGACAAAAUAUUAUUUCACUAUCCUUGUAAAUUUUUAUAAAGUGCCCCUCAGCACAAACCAAAGUCAGGUAUUGCUUUUGAACCCAAUCAAUUUUUUAAUCCAAAAGUAAGAGAGAAAACAGUAUUUUCCUUUUAUUGUUUAAUUUCAUUGUCAGAUUUUGAUGUAGCUUUUUGUGAUAUGCAUUAAGUAUUCCUAAGAUGUAAUAAUUUUUUUGUAAUAUAUCUUCCUACAUUUCCAGUCAGAUUUAUGGAAGUGCUUAGGCUCUGAUUUUCAGUUGUCAAAGAGGGAAUAAUUCACACUUUCAUUCCCUCAAACAUGAAUGCGAUUUAUUUUUCAUUGGCUUCCUCCAGACAAGAACCUUGUGAGAUGUGUACAAGAAAAUAACAGUAUAUACAGUUUUUCAUUUCACCUAAAAAAAAGUAAUCAUGUUAUUUAUUUUUUCAAUGUUGCUUGCAUGUAUUAGAUUUUAUCACUUGUUACACAUCACUUUAUUCAUACGAUGCCUUACAUUACAUAUAUUGAAAGAUGCGAUGCCAUUAUCAAUAUUCUAUUGUCAUAACAUGAAAGGUUUUCAAUGAAACUUCAGUGAUGUAUUUUAUACAGUAUAUGCCCGAACAAGUGUCCUAGGUUUAGACCUUCUUGUCCUCUUUUCUUGUCAUUCUGAUUAGUAAUUGAAGAUGCAGUUCUUAUAACAUUAUUACAAAAACUUAUAAAGCAGUAGAGAAAACAUUUUUCCUUUCCUUAUAAAGCAGUAGAGAAAACAUUUUUCCUUUCCUUAUAAAGCAGUAGAGAAAACAUUUUUCCUUUCCUUUUGGGGGGAUUCAUAUACUAUAUCAGAGACAUAUAACAAACAAGAUAGGCAACUCCCUUUAAUGGCAAUAUAAUCCAUUGAAAUGGCAUACAGCAUUUUAAUUAUUUUUAAAACUAUUUUUCAUAUACAGACAUAUUACUUUUCUUUUUUUUUCUUUUUCUGGAUAUGGUUUAAAAUAUUUGAAAACAUAUCUUAGGAAAUAAAUAUUUUAUGAUUAUAGAAAGUCGAAAAUUGACAGAAAAAAUGAAAAUUUAAAGAGGUGACAGAAAGAGGGGCAGUGUUGGUAUAGCUUAUACAACUUUUUCUUUUUGAUAGUAUGAAUAUGAUGUUAUAAAAAAAUGAAAUCUAAAUAAUUUCUUGAUAGUAUUGAAGGUAUUAUUUAAAUUUUUUGGGGUGAUUUUUGAGAAAAUAAAGAGUUUAAUUUGUACUUAAACAUUUUCAAUGAAAUCAUGAGGGCUGUAUUGUAUCACAUGACUUCUCAUAGUUGCUGAUCUCUUGUAUUGUCUGUCUCUGACCACAUCCAUAUUUAUCCAUUAUGAUUAUCCUUUAAAAAAAAUUAUGAAUAUUUUUUAUUGAUCGAUAAAAUGUUUUUAUAAUUUUUUUGCCUCUCUUUGUUUUUUUGGUUUAAAGUUCAUGUAUAUUAAGUUAUAAUAGUCCUACUAUGUAACAGCUCUUGGUCAUUCUUUACUGUAAAUAUGUUUCUACUCUAAAUAAUAUUUAGUUAAUUAAUGUCAUAUUGAUGGCAGUUAAUUGUUGUUUCAAUGUCUAGUGUAUGCUACUUUUUUAAAUGCAUAAUUGCAUUCAUCCCUAAACAGUCAGUAAGUUAGAUUUAUAUUAGUUAUUUUAUGUUGCUUGUUAUAAUGAACUGUUAUUGAUCAAUUACCAAUAAAUAUGUUAGUUAUAA
Molecule: messenger RNA, 3734 nt
Organism: Mytilus californianus (California mussel)
Lineage: Eukaryota; Metazoa; Mollusca; Bivalvia; Mytilida; Mytilidae
Product: galectin-9-like
Exons: 8
Coding region: 250-1197 (315 amino acids)
Molecular function (GO): carbohydrate binding
Source: RefSeq, a predicted model, not a curated record